UGUGUGGCGCUCGACGGGAAGUGGACGCGCAUGAGCUGAUAAUGAGAGUUAAUAUUUAACCUCAGCCUUCCCUUCCCUGGCGGAAUCUUGUUUGUUUGCAACUGCAUCAGCCUUGGCGUUGGGUGUUACGCCCCAUUGCAUAUGAGUUCCCUUAUAUGAACGUCAAGGUAACCCCGAUGAACUGCCGGCUCAUAGUAGAAUUACCACGGUACAAAUUGCAAUGAACAUCUGCGUCUUUACAACAUCGGAUAUCACGCCAGAGGAAGAUGUCACCUUCCUAACUCCUUCUCUCGCGAGCCCCAUUACCACGUCCUUCAAGUCUAUCCCAUGGCUCGAAAUCAAGGACCGAUUUCGAAUCCUUUCCGACCCCGUAGAUGACAAGAUCUACACGCAGUUCUUCUUGAUCCUGGACGCGCAGCUAUCUCAAGAUCGCAAGGUGACUAUUGUGCAACGAGACGUCGAGUACGUGACGCCUGAAGGCCGCGUAUGCCUUGCUGGCCUGGGGACGAGGCAGGAUUUGAAAAAGAUGUGGGUCUGGAAAAGACACCGGGUGCCUUUCGAAGAGACGUAG
Molecule: messenger RNA, 571 nt
Organism: Westerdykella ornata
Lineage: Eukaryota; Fungi; Ascomycota; Dothideomycetes; Pleosporales; Sporormiaceae
Exons: 2
Coding region: 221-571 (116 amino acids)
Source: RefSeq, a predicted model, not a curated record